UAAUAUAUUAACUUUUUCAGAAAUAAGAGAAUUAUUAGUCUGCUGAAUUCAUAAGAAAAAUGUCUUUAAAACCUUCAAAUGAGGAUUUAUCUGCCUCCUGUUCACUGAAUGUUUCUGACUCUAUGGAUGUUGAACAAUCUACUAAACAUAAUGAUAAAUCACAAAGUAAUGAAGCCUCAGAUAUGCAAUUGGAAGAUGAACAGACUGAAAUACAAGAUUUAAGAGCCGGAAAAGCAACAAGAAGAAAAAUGAAAAAAGAUGAUAGUGGAAUCUAUGUAGAGAAAAUUUCAGAUGAAAUGUGUGAUGAAAGUGAAAAUGAAAUUGUUGAAAAUACUGUAGAAUCUCAUAAAACAAGUGGCCAAAAUUCUCCUGAUUCAGGCAAUCCUGAUAGUUCUUAUUCAAUUGGAACUGUUGAAACUAAAAAUGAAGCUGAUUCUGUUAAGGAUUUUUCACAUAAAAAUAAAAAAAGUACUUUGUCUACUGCAAAGGAUAGUAAAAAUGAUGAUUCGGAUGAAGAUUUCCUUUCUACAAAAAGUGAUGAACCUGUAAAAUUAAGUUCAGAUGAUGAUGAUGAUUAUGAUCCAACACCAAAAACUGAAAGACCUAAACAUAAAUGGUUUCUUUGUAAAGAAGUUAUUAAUCGUCAGUACGGAGUUCCCAAUCGUUAUUCUAAUGAUUGGUUUAGAUAUAAUAGCUACAGUAGUUUACAUAUGAUUGAACGACUUGAACUUAUGUACAAAAUGAAAAAGCACGAAGGAUGUGUUAAUUCAUUACAUUUUAACACUACUGGUACUAAAUUGGUCAGUGGUUCAGAUGAUUUAAGUAUUGUUAUCUGGGACUGGGCCAUCAAUGAACCAGUUUUAUUAUAUGAUAGUGGACAUCGUAGCAAUGUAUUUCAGGCAAAAUUUAUGCCUUUAAGUGGAGAUUGUCAUCUAGUGAGCUGUGCAAGAGAUGGUCAGGUGCGGUUAGCAGAACUUUCAAGCACAGGUGUUUGUAAAGGUACUAGAAAAUUAGCUCAACAUCAAGGAGCAGUACAUAAGCUUGCUCUUAUACUUGAUACUCCUCAUACAUUUCUAACUUGUGGAGAAGAUGGAGUAGUACAUGAAGUUGAUUUGAGAGGAAAUAAACCAGAAAAAAUUGUUACAUGUAGAGAUGAUCAGAUUAUACCUUUAUAUACUAUUUUUGUAAAUCCAAACAAUCCUUAUGAGUUUGCAGUUGGAGGUAGAGAUCAUUUUAUAAGGAUAUAUGACAAGCGAUUUAUUGAAAAUGAUAAUGGUACAGUCAAAAAGUUUUGUCCUCAUCAUUUGGUGAAUAGUGAUAUUCGAGCCAAUGUGACUUGCUUAGUUUAUAAUUAUAAUGGAACAGAAAUAUUAGCAUCUUAUAAUGAUGAAGACAUAUAUACUUUCAACAGUCAGCAUUCUGAUGGUGCUGAAUAUACUCAUAGAUAUCGUGGUCAUAGAAAUAAUCAAACAAUUAAAGGUGUCAACUAUUUUGGAUCGAAGAGCGAAUAUAUAAUAAGUGGAAGUGACUGUGGAUAUAUUUUUUUCUGGGAACACGAUAGUGAGCAUAUAGUACAUUGUACAUAUGGUGAUGAAGGAGGGGUUGUUAAUUGUUUAGAACCUCAUCCUACAAGUCCGUUUCUUGCUACUAGUGGAUUAGAUGACGAUAUAAAAAUUUGGGUGCCAUCGUGUGAACAUUCACCUGAUCUUUCAAGUAUUAGAGCUAGAACUUGUAAUAAUGUAAAAGAAAGAGAAGAAGACAGGAAACACGAUGAACCAGAUACUAUUGAUGGACAAAUGCUUUGGUUUCUUUUAAAGCAUCUGCAAAGAUCAGCUAGAAGAAGAGCUCAGAUGGAAGGCCAGGAACGAGGUGAGAGCAGUUCGGAGAGCAGUGACACAGAAGACGAAGACGCAGACAAUUCAAAUGCUAUCCAGUGCUCGCAGUCUUGAAACACAUACCUAAACUAGAGACAAGUUUGCCAAAUAUCAGUUGUGGUGCCUUCGGUCAUUAAUGUAAUAUAGACUGGGUCAAACUAGUCCGACAAAAACAGCACGUAUUAGACUUUUAGAUAAGAACUCUGUUUUUCUCCCAUUUAUUACACAUUGGGUUUGUUUAUACUUAAUAAUAUAUUAUUAAUGUUUAUUUAUUUAUCUGUGAUUUAUGUUUUAAAGGAAUUUAUAUUUCUAACAAAGUUACAAUUUAUAGAAGAAUACAGUUUUCAUUUUAAAUUUAUACAAAUUGCUAAAUUUUUUCCACAAAGUAUCUGCCCAAAUAUAGUUUUGAAUUACUGAAAUUUGCUCAUUUAUUAAUAUCUGUAUAUAUAUAUAAAGAAUAUAGGAAUAUUUUAAUUUGUAAAAUUUUGUAGCAUUAUGUAAAUGGAUAGUUGAGUUACCCUUAAAUUGGUUUCGGAAUUGUCUUUUGGUAGAGAACGUUCUCUCAAAAAGCAGUUUAAAUUGCAAACUAAUGAAUUUCUCUAAGGGUAGUUUCUUAUCAAUCAUCUUCAACACAGUGUAACAUCACUAUGUUCAAGACAUAAUUUUACACGUUAAAGAAGGUUUUCAAGCCAAAUACAGUAGAACAUUGAUUAUCUGAAUGUCAAUCAACUGAAAGCUUUCCAGUCAGCAAAUUUAAAUUUCUGCUAGUGCUGUGGUGCUGCAAUCUUUGGCUAUGUCUUGGCUACUCCAAUA
Centruroides sculpturatus (bark scorpion) is the source of this 2687-nucleotide messenger RNA. RefSeq names its product DDB1- and CUL4-associated factor 8-like. NCBI's taxonomy places the organism in Eukaryota, Metazoa, Arthropoda, Arachnida, Scorpiones, Buthidae. The coding region runs from base 60 to 1949 and encodes 629 amino acids. Gene Ontology annotation, cellular component: cytoplasm; Cul4-RING E3 ubiquitin ligase complex. The transcript has 11 exons. The record is from RefSeq and is a predicted model, not a curated record. Gene Ontology annotation, molecular function: protein binding.